CUCACACGCCCCGCCCCUCUGCCAUCCCAUUGGCUGUUGGCGUCACGUGCAAGCCCCUUCCCGAGGGCGGUGACCGGCACCGGAGAAAGUUACCGGCGGGACCGCGGCACCAGGUGGCUCCGGCCGUGCCCAUGGCGGAGAAACCGGAGCCCCGGGACGCGGAGGGCAGCAGCCGGGAGCCGGUGGGCACCGCGGUGAGAGCCGGGCCCUGGGCACCGGGGGACGCGGGGCCGGCACCGACGGUGCCACCAUCCCCGGUCCUGCAGGGGCUGCCCGUGGAGACGCUGGGGCCGGAGCUGGAGCAGGAGGAGGAGGAUGAAGGCAGCCAGGACCCCGUUGCAGCAGCGGCCGUCGAGGCUGCAGCCGGUUCCCCCGUCCCCACAGGGCCCGGCCUCCUGCUGGGGCAAUGCGGGAGCCUGCAGCACCCGGAGGAGCACCCGGAGGAGCACCGGGACCCCGGUGCCAAGGUCCCUCCGGACGGCUCCGCAGAGCCCGGUGGUGCCGAGCAGGAGGAGCCUGAUGCUGAGCCCGAUGCUGAGCCCGAUGCUGAGCCCGAUGCUGAGCCCGAUGCUGAGCCCCCCGCUGCAGGUCACCCCCUCCCUGGACGUGCCCGUCCCUCCCCAGAGGCACCACUGGAGGACGGGACCUGCACCAGCAGUGAGGAUGAUGUGGAGGGGCUGCGGCGCCGGCGGGGCCAUGAGCCCCGUUCUGGGCUGCCCCUUCCCGUGCCCGCCCUGCACCGGGGGGCUCCGGGCACCGGGGAUGAGGAUGGGCUCAGCAUGAGCAAGUACCUGCUGGGGGCUGUGGCGCUGGUGGCCAUGGGACUGCUGAUUGUGUCCGGUGGCAUCUACGACCCAGCAGAUGACCCCACAGAGCACAUAGUGAACCGGGAUGUGGCAGCCGGGAAGCAGGAGCCGCUGCUGCCCAUUGACAGCAAUGCCUCGCAGAAGAAGCUGCCACCAUCGGGUGCUGGUGACCCCGAGAGCCCUCAGUCCCUGAGCCUGCUCCUGGACAAGCUGGCCAAGGAGAACCAGGAGAUCCGGCUCAUGCAGGCAGAGCUGCAGGCCCACAGGGAAGAGCUGCAGGGGCUGCUGCAGCAGAGCGAGGGCAAAGCGGCAGCGGCCGGAGCGCAGCGGCAGAGCCUGGAGACCGAGAACCAGCGGCUCCGGUCGGUGCUGGAGCAGGAGGCGGCGGCGCUGCGGGAGGCUCGGGCUGAGCUGCAGCGGGUGCGGGAGGCCGCGGCACCGGAGCAGCCCCAUGUGCCCAACGGGGAUGCGGUGCGGCGGUUGGCAUCGGUGCGCCGGGAGCUGGCGGCGGCCCUGGCGCGGGCACGAGGUGCCGGGGGCCUCGAGGCGCUGGUGGCGGAGCUGGGAGCGCUGGAGCAGCGCCUGGGACGGGAGCUGGAGGCAGGGGGGGCAUGGAGGAAGCCGUUCAAGGCUGAGAGGAAGGAGAGCAAGCGGCACAAGCGGCACAGCUCCGGUGAGCGCGAGAGGAAGGGGCACAGCAAACCCCAUGGGCACGGCAAGGACACCCGGUUUCCCCGGGAGCACAAGCAGGGCAAAGCCUGGGGGAAGCCGUCUCACGGGCCCCCCUUCAGCCGGUACCGGGCGCCCCAGGGCUGCGUUGGGGUGGCCGAAUGCGCCCACAAGGAGGGUCAGGAGGUGCUGGGGGCUGCGCUGGAGCCGGUGCAGAAGAGCCAGUUCCUGCGGCUGCUGGAGGGGUUCAUGGGGCGGCUGGGCUGGGGGCAGCACUUCGGGGGGGUGGCAGCGCAGAUCGAUGGGGCCUUCGGGGCCGAUGGGGUCUUUGCCCACGACCGCCGGCGCUUCACUGACUUCGUGGAGGAGGUGGAGGAGAUGCUGGAGGAGGUGGCGCGGAGAGAGAGGGGUGAUGAGGAUGCGGCCGAUGGCUUCGAGGAGUUCGUGCUGCGCCACUACAGCAGCACCGGUGGGAAGGAGCGAGGGUGGAGACCCCCCGGAACCGUCGGGUAGAGCCGGGGUGGCCGCCCCAUCGCAGCCCGGACACAGCGCCCUCGUGGAGGGGUCCCCACGGGCUGGUUUGGGGGGGGGGGGGCUGCCAUUGCCCCCCCCGGGGGUCGGGUCCCCAACACACACAGUGUGAUGCUAUGGGCACGCAAUAAAGGCACCGCUGGGCAGAGCUGA
Melopsittacus undulatus (budgerigar) is the source of this 2159-nucleotide messenger RNA. RefSeq names its product PBX homeobox interacting protein 1 (gene PBXIP1). Gene Ontology annotation, cellular component: membrane. The record is from RefSeq and is a predicted model, not a curated record. NCBI's taxonomy places the organism in Eukaryota, Metazoa, Chordata, Aves, Psittaciformes, Psittaculidae. The transcript is spliced from 9 exons. Bases 132 to 1988 code for a protein of 618 amino acids.